Messenger RNA from Cynara cardunculus var. scolymus (artichoke), 1063 nucleotides. RefSeq lists its product as uncharacterized. Bases 114 to 833 code for a protein of 239 amino acids. The transcript has 3 exons. The record is from RefSeq and is a predicted model, not a curated record. NCBI's taxonomy places the organism in Eukaryota, Viridiplantae, Streptophyta, Magnoliopsida, Asterales, Asteraceae.
AAUGACAUCUCAAUUAGUCAGCAAAUCCAACGGUUAUAACACCUUUCUUCAACCCCACCAACGUUUAAAAAAUACAGGCAAAAUUCUAACACACGAAAAAUAGGUAAAAAAAAAUGGCAGUGAUGAACGGUGGUUCAACGGAAAAACCCAACGGCGGCGUGUCUCCUCCGUCGGUUGUUGAGGAUGAAAAAAAAGAUAACUCUAAGGCUAGAUUGUUAUCAUUCGAAGGUGGGGUAGGCCUAGGAGAAGAGGUAACUCUUUCCGGCGUUGUUAAUCACCUCAUCGAAUCCAUUUCCGAUCCCAAUCCUGAUGAAAAUUCAACUGCUGCUCGUCCUCCCAUGGCUAAUCGGAUGAUCCGGAUCAAGAAAUCAUUGAUGGAGGCGGCUCCUAUGUUUCGCGAAGCUAUAAUGAACACGCGCCGCGAGGUUCUUCUAUGGACUCGUCGCGGUAGUCCUCUCCGCGCUCUCUUGGUUGUUUCUGUGGGGAUAGCGACUCUUCUAGGUUUGACAGGAAUGCUGGUGUUUACGCUUUUCUUUGUUGCAGCAACUGUGAAUGCAAUUGUAAUCUCCCUUCUCAUCUCCUUGGCAGCAGUUGGAGGCUUCUUAGCAAUUUUCUUUUCUUGCUUGACAGCAAUCUACAUUACCCUUUUGUGCAUUGCUGCUUUCGUUACAUUCACAGUAACAAUCUCAUCAAUUGUAGCUGCUUUAGUCGCUGCAGGUUGGAUUGGGUUGAUCUGGAUGGUGUGGUUGGCAGUGUCGAAAAGUGCAAGUCUUGCAAAGCGUUCCCUUGCAGCUCCUGAUGUUUCUAGUGAGCAAAAACACUCGCAACUUUAAACAGCACGAGACAUAUGAGGAAGGGAUCGGAGUUGAUGUAGUUACAGAAGUCAAUAAAUGAAGUCAGGUUGUUUGUCACGAUCUGUAGCUGUUUGUUUCUGUAAAUACUGUACGUAUCUAAUAUUACUUUCAUCGAGGCAUCCUUUCAACUCUAGCUUUUGGUUGAAAGUAAAACAUAUGUUAUCAAAUUGUAAUUAAUGUUCAUGCGGCAAAACAUCAUUCUUUACCUU